AUGGCUGUUCCCUCAGUUGAGCUCACUGCGCCCAAUGGCAUAAAAUGGAACCAGCCCACGGGCCUCUUCAUAAACAACGAGUUUGUUGCAUCGUCCAGCGGCGAGACGAUUGCAUCCAUCGACCCAGCCACCGAAGAGGUCAUCACAAGUGUUCAGGCUGCUAGCGCUGAGGACGUGGACAAGGCUGUCAGGGCGGCAAAGGCCGCACUGAAGGAUCCUUCUUGGAAACAGCUCUCGGCAUCUGAUCGCGGCCGCCUGAUGACUCGGCUGGCCGAUUUGCUGGAAGCGAAGAAGGAAAUAUUUGCGACAAUUGACGCGUGGGACAAUGGCAAGGCGUACCAAGAAGCAUUGGACGUUGAUCUCGUCGAAGCCGUAGCCGUGAUACGAUAUUACGCUGGGUGGGCAGACAAGCAGUACGGUCAAACAAUCAGCACUACGCAUCAGAAGUUUGCCUACACCCUCCGUCAACCGAUCGGAGUUGUUGGCCAAAUCAUUCCGUGGAACUAUCCCCUCUCAAUGGCCACAUGGAAGCUGGGCCCUGCCCUUGCUUGUGGCAACACUGUGGUGCUGAAAGCGGCGGAGCAGACGCCCCUCAGCAUUCUCGUUCUCGGGGAGCUUAUCGAAGAAGCUGGGUUCCCACCCGGAGUCGUCAACUUCAUCAAUGGGUAUGGCGGCGAUGCCGGAUCUGCACUAGUGAAUCAUCCCCUGGUCGACAAGAUCGCCUUUACAGGCUCAACAGCGACAGCCGCAAAGAUCAUGGCGUCGGCGGCCAAGACAUUGAAGAACAUCACUUUAGAAACUGGAGGAAAAUCGCCACUCGUCGUCUUCAGCGACGCCGACAUGGAGCAGGCCGUCAAGUGGUCUCACCUAGGCAUCAUGUCCAACCAGGGCCAGAUCUGCACCGCUACGUCGCGAAUAAUGGUUCAAGACGAGGUGUAUGAUGACUUUGUCAAGAGGUUCCUCGAGACUCUAAAGGCUGUCAGCAAAGUAGGAAGCCAGUGGGCAAGGGACACAUAUCAGGGCCCGCAAGUUUCCAAGGCGCAAUACGAACGAGUCUUGGAGUAUAUCGAAGUCGGCAAGAAGGAGGGCGCAACAGUUGCGGCGGGAGGGCACCCUCUAGAUGUUGGGAGAAAUGGCAGGGGCUUUUUUGUCGCCCCAACAGUGUUCACCGAUGUCGAUCCUUCCAUGCGCGUCUACCAAGAAGAGAUCUUUGGACCUGUCGUUGUCAUCCUGAGGUUCAAGACAGAGGAUGAGGCAUUGGAGCUUGCAAACAACACAGCGUACGGCCUGGGUGCUGCUGUUUUCACGACCGACCUCGAGCGGGCUCAUCGUAUGGCGGCUGAGAUUGAGUCCGGCAUGGUGUGGAUCAACAGCAGUCAAGACUGUGAUCCGCGGGUCCCCUUUGGAGGCGUCAAACAGAGUGGUAUCGGCAGGGAGCUUGGUGAGGCGGGCCUUGAAGCUUAUUCUCAGAUCAAAGCUGUGCAUGUCAACAUGGGGAAUCGAUUGUAG
Molecule: messenger RNA, 1509 nt
Organism: Trichoderma reesei QM6a
Lineage: Eukaryota; Fungi; Ascomycota; Sordariomycetes; Hypocreales; Hypocreaceae
Exons: 3
Coding region: 1-1509 (502 amino acids)
Molecular function (GO): oxidoreductase activity, acting on the aldehyde or oxo group of donors, NAD or NADP as acceptor
Source: RefSeq, a predicted model, not a curated record